AAACUAUGUAUAAAUAAUGUAAUUUUCCGCUGAUCUUGGCCCUACCUAUUGGGCCGUAACCUGAUUGGGUCAAAAUGUCAUCCAAACUUGUACAUACAAAAUGAAUCUUAUAAAUUUGAAAAAAUUUAAGUAAAUAAUUUAAGAAGAAUACAUCAAAGACAUCAACUUUCGUAUUUUGACACAAUCCAUGUUGAUCCAAUCAAACUUUGGGCAGACAAUCUCUAACUCAUUUCUGUACAAAUAAUGUAGGCAAGUCAUUUAGCAUUACAAUAAGCCAGAACUUUAGUGCAGAACACUGAAUAUAAGUAUAUGCUUAGAGCUGAAACGUCCAAUUGAUUUCCUGUUUCUCUUCUUCAUUCUGAAACUUCAAAUGCGCUUGCUUUCGUGGCGUAAAGCCAAACACUUGACUGUUAUUAAGCCCAAAUAUCCAAUCUUUACUUAUUCUUCAACAACCAAUUUUCCCGCCGUGUCCCAACACAAAAUUCACAUAACUCGAAAAGAAUUGUCUAAAUUGCUACACCAACGUCCACCUAAAUCUCAACUGAAACAAAUACAUGCCCAAAUACUCACCCAACAACUCUCAUCAACUGCUUCUUUAGUUAAUUCUCUCAUUCAUUGUUACCUACAUAUCAAGGAAGUUACCUCAGCAAGAUUUUUGUUCUUUCACUAUCCUUUACCUUCACCACCUAUUCUAAUAUGGAAUUUGAUGAUCAGAGCUUACUGCAAACUCCAAAAUUCUUCAGAAAGUUUCAGUCUUUUUCGACAACUCCUGAAUUUAGACCACUCCAUUCGGGUUUUUCCCGACGAGUAUACGUUCACUUUUAUUGUUACUUCAUGUGCCCACCAAAAAUCAAUUGUACAAGGGAAAAUUGUUCAUGGGCUGGUGGUGAGAAAUGGGCUUGAAUCAAACUUAUAUGUGGGCAAUUCAUUGAUUAACAUGUAUGCUGCUUUCAAGAUUACAGAUGAUGCUUACAAAGUUUUUGAUAGAAUGACUGAAAGAGAUGUGUUCUCUUGGACUAGUUUGAUAUGUGGGUAUGCAAAUAAUGGUGAGAUGUAUGAAGCUUGUGAAAUCUUUUAUAGAAUGCCAAUGAGAAAUGAUGUUUCUUGGGCUGUUAUUAUAUCGGGUUUUGCUGGAAACGGCAGGUAUAUGGAGGUACUUAUGUAUUUGAAUGAAAUGUUUUGUUCCCUUGAGGAUAAGGUAAGGCCUAAUGAAGCUGUUCUUGUUUGUGCUUUGUCUGCUUGUGCUAAUCUUGGGGCCUUAGAACAGGGAAAUUGGAUUCAUGCUUUUAUUAAGAGGAAUGAAAUUCAUGAAAGUUCAAAUAUAUCUACUGCUCUUAUUGACAUGUAUGCGAAAUGUGGUAGAAUAGACAUUGCAAGAUUGAUUUUUGAUAGAAUUCCAAGACCUGAUGUACACAACUUCACAAGUAUGAUAUCAGGUCUAUCAUAUCAUGGGCUAGGUGAGCAUGCGCUAACUGUGUUUAACAGAAUGGUAGAUGAAAAAGUUAAUCCAAAUGAAGUGACUAUUAUAGGGGUGCUUAAUGCCUGUAGCCAUUCAGGUCUGGUAGAAGAGGGUUCUUCAAUCUUCUAUAACAUGGAGAGUUUAUGGGGACUUAAACCUCAGAUUGAGCACUAUGGCUGUUAUGUUGAUUUACUUGGCCGUGCUGGGUACUUGGAAAAGGCACUAGAAGUUGUAAAGAGCAUGCACAUAAAACCUGAUAUAGUCAUAUGGAGGGCUUUGCUCAGUGCCUGCAGAAUCCAUCGUAAUAUUUUCCUUGGUAACAGCAUUAUAGAUUUUAUAAAGCAGCUUAACUCUGAUGGACCCAGUGGCAGUGAGGUACUGCUCUCUAAUCUGUAUGCAUCUCUAGGCAACUGGGAGAAAGUUUCCGAAGUGAGGAAAGCGAUGGGUCAAAGGAAGACCCAAUCUGACAUUGGAUGUAGUUGGAUCGAGGUGAAUGGUGUUGUUCACGAGUUUCGUGUUGCUGAUAAGCUACACCCACAGAUUUUAGAAGUUUUGAACAAAUUAAACGAACUCUGGAUAGUGCUUUCUUAGAAGGAAUUGUUGCUGACGCCACACAUACGAUAUACGUUCAUUGAACGAGAGAACGACGAAGCAGCUGCUUGGCUUGGUCAAAAGAUAGCCGUUGUUUUUGGUUCCGUGAAUCUGUUUUCUGAGACUUGGAUUACUAUAUUAUGAAGUUAAGAGCUCGUCACCACUGCCAAUCAUAAUUGAAGGCUAUUUCUGAAGUUUAUGACGAAGAGAUCCAUUUUAUAGAGGCUGCUUCUGAUUUUUAUACUUUCAGAAGAAGAAUUUUUCUAUGAUGACUACUCAUAGUAGUUAGUUCCAGGAAAGAGCACUGAUAUCUGUAAGGAGUGUUGAACAAACUGAUCGUAGCAGAGCAUAAUCUGUAAGGCCUUUCUGAUUUAUUGAUUUUCUCUUUACAGGAUGGAAUUGAAGUCUGAAGUUUCCUCUGUGUAUUUCAUGUGUCAGGUUCCUAUCGUUUUUAUCUUUUAAUGAUUUGGUAUCUACUAUACCACCCAACGGAAGGGUUUGCUUUUGAGUUUUGAUACCAGGUCUCAUGCAUAAGGUGCAUCAGAAAGUUAACCUCUUUGGACAUGAUGUAUUUUUAAAUUGUAUGAGUGCCCUGAUAGAUCAGAUUGAAAAGGAAUGGAAGGAUGUUCUGGUAUUCGAAUUAUCCAUGGAACUACACAACGAUGGAAGUAGACUGUCUGGAGCUCCUUCAAAUCAAUUAUAUUGGGAAGCCUAGCGAGUGACAGUAGUUCACAGUCCGACUGCUUUUUGAGUGCCCUGAACGAGCCAAUUUUGAAAAGCUAAGUUUUGUUUUCUCCAACUAGUACGGUUUGGCGAGCUAGCGUGGUAGCUGGGAAAUGCAAAAGAAAAGAAGGGUCUAAAUUGGUUUGUGCCUUUGUGGGGAAACUAGAAGAAGGGCAUGAUGCACAUGCAGGCUUGUUCCAGUGCAACAAAAGAUGACUGAAAUGAUUACUUCAAGUCAAAAAAGAACAAAACAUUAUUACUAGAAAAUAUUCUUAAAUUUUGCUCAUCAGUUGUUGUCCCAUUCAUUAUACCUGUCACACAGAAUGCUAGCUGCUUUAUUAUAUAUUACCCCGCAAGUCAUGUAAUGAUUAAGCAAAUUACUUUCCCAGCUUGAAUCAGCAUGUGAGAAUUGUUAGAGUGGGGUUUGUAGCUCCUUCAAUUUAAACAAGGAUAAUGUUGGA
This is a messenger RNA of Lycium barbarum (goji berry), 3234 nucleotides long. RefSeq names its product pentatricopeptide repeat-containing protein At2g20540-like. Gene Ontology annotation, biological process: RNA modification. The record is from RefSeq and is a predicted model, not a curated record. The coding region runs from base 371 to 2050 and encodes 559 amino acids. Gene Ontology annotation, molecular function: RNA binding; protein binding. NCBI's taxonomy places the organism in Eukaryota, Viridiplantae, Streptophyta, Magnoliopsida, Solanales, Solanaceae. The transcript is spliced from 2 exons.